Salmo salar (Atlantic salmon) is the source of this 1464-nucleotide messenger RNA. Its product is annotated as ATP synthase mitochondrial F1 complex assembly factor 1. Gene Ontology annotation, biological process: mitochondrial proton-transporting ATP synthase complex assembly. Gene Ontology annotation, cellular component: mitochondrion. The record is from RefSeq and is a predicted model, not a curated record. Lineage: Eukaryota; Metazoa; Chordata; Actinopteri; Salmoniformes; Salmonidae.
UUAUUUAUGUGCGACGACGGCGAAGGGAGAAAGAUGGCGGCGGCCAUGGUGCAAAUGUCUUGUUUGUACCGUGGGAUGCUAGCGGUCAGGGUAACUGGAAUCCGACCGCUCAUCCCAGGCCUGGUGCCGUCGCAGUUAAGAGCAUUUUCUGUGAAGAAGGAGAAAGAGCCGGAACUGGAGGACAAUCCAUAUUAUAAUAAAUAUCAGGAAAAGAUCAGAAAGCUACGGAGUGCCAAACCGCAGGAGUUCAACGCUCGGCUCGAGAAGCGAAAUGAAAUGAAACGGGAGCCACUCGGACACUCCAAACAAUCAGAGUUCGUCAAACUCAUGGAGCAGGAGCUAGAGAAGCGUGACAACCAGGCUGAUGGUUCAGGCAGAUUCACCAAAGACAAGACCCUAGGAUCUAUCCUGAAUUUGGACUUGAUCCAGGAUAUGUCAGGAGAAGAAAUUGCAGAGCUUUGGAGGCAGUAUUAUGCCACAAAAGACACCAUAAGCGCUGUCAUACCAGCUCACGUUUUUGAAGUCAUUUUCAACAGAGCUAAGUGCAACCCUGUGUUCCUGUAUGCGUUACCCCAAAAGGAGGGCUAUGAAUUUUUCCUGGGGCAGUGGUCGGACCACGAGCUGCAUUUCACGUCCCUGAUCAAUGUCCAGACCAUGGGAGAGCACGCCCCCAGUCAGUUGAUCCUCUACCAUUAUUCUGACCUGCAGAAAGACAAGGGUGUAGUGCUCAUGACUGCUGAGAUGGACCCUAAGUUCAUGACAGUACAUCUGGCUCAGUGCUUGGCCAAUCAGGUGCAGCUGUUCUACGGAACCCAGCGGCAGGAGAUUUUUCGAUUGGUGGAGACCUUCAACCACAAACCAGCUGACUUUAAACACAUGGCAGUGAUCGCUGAGUUGGAACAGAGUGGCGUCAAUCCUGCGCUCACCUCUGGGAGCUAGAUCAAGAGUUGUCAGACUGUGAAAUUAUGCUCCAAUUUACCAAGGGAUUGGCACAUGGUCAUUCAUUUGGAGCCAAUCUUGCGUUUACUAGAAUUAUGUAUUUUGCUUGGCACUAAUGACCUGGUUGACCAGAUGCAUCAUUCAAAAUCUAUGCUACAUUCCUGGGCAUAGAUGAUGUAAUGAAUCAAUGUUAUUUAAUCUUAUCAAAGCCUUAAAUGUUAUUUUUCACCUUGCCCCUGUCCAUCUUACUGUUGUACAUGACAGUAGUAUUCCUGUCAGAACCCAGUCUGCAACCCAUAAGGCACUCUAUACUGUACAUAGUGCAUUACAUUUGACUAGAGGUAGUAGUGCUCUAUACACAGAAUAGGGAUCCAUUUUUGUGUAUGGUGUUUCCCCUUCCAAAUAUUCUUGUUAUUUUUAUAUAGUAUAACUGCAGGAAUUUGGCUUUCAAAACAAUGAAGUGUACAAUGAGAUUUCGUACAUAAGUAUAUUUCUACAUAUAAGUAAACUCAGCAAAAAAAGAAA